CGAAGAUUCGACCCUGCCCCUCCAAUCCCAAAUAAAAACAUUGUGCGGCGAUCGAAAGCAGACGCCCGUUCGUUAGUUUGGCAAAACUGUUUACCUGCUUCAGGCCGAAAAGUGUUUCGAAGGGAGGAGAAGCAGUAAAAGAUCCAUAUCAAAUAGGCUGGUUCUAUUUAAUUCAUCCCUUCAUUAUGACUGAAACUGGGGGCAAUCGAAAUCAUUCGGGAAAGGCCGGUAAAAAACGGCAAGCUUGUAAUGCUUUGGCAAACCUGGAUUCCUCAUCCGACGAAGAGACGGGGUAUGUUUCGCCUUACUGCUGUUCAAGCGAUGAUGAUAACGACCAAAGCACCCGGCAAAUCCUGGACGAGUUACCUGCGUUUUCUACGCAAUCGCUCUCUCCUUCUGGACGAUCAUUGUCGCCGAUAGAUAUGGACACUUCCCCUCCACGGAGUUCUCGUGGGGCGAGUGCUUGCAAUACUCCCUAUGACAGUCCGUGUGCCGCGGUGCCGUCCUGUGGGAAAGACUAUGUCACACUGGAAGAGAUUCAAGCGCGAAUUGGAUUAACGCCGCCGGAACCAGAACAAAGCCCCCGAUCCCCUCGGUUGAAUUUGGAAACCAUUUUCGAGGACAAGUUUCUGGAAACGCCACCGAAGGGCGGAAAGGAGUUCGAUACACGCACCAACCACAACCUGCUGCGGAGAUCGUUCCGGAACCGGGUGCAACUGAUGGGCGCGAUGGGGGACGGAGGAGUGCUCGAGUGCGGAGGUAUUUCACCGAUGGAAAGUCUGAGCCAGCAAUUUCAAACUAAGGUAAUGCUAGAUUAGGGUGGUCCGUGAUAACGUUGGAUUGUUUUUUUUUAGAUAGCACGAUAUCUCUUGAAUUUUAAUUUAAACAUAAGUGCCUUCUUCCUUUUGAAAUAAAUCGUAGGACAUUCGGUUCGCGUUAUGUAGUUAUAUACAGAAAUUUAUCGAGAGCUGUGACAAAGAAAAAGCUCGAAAUGUUCUUCAUAUCAAA
This is a messenger RNA of Armigeres subalbatus, 1008 nucleotides long. RefSeq lists its product as uncharacterized. The transcript is spliced from 2 exons. Lineage: Eukaryota; Metazoa; Arthropoda; Insecta; Diptera; Culicidae. The coding region runs from base 186 to 818 and encodes 210 amino acids. The record is from RefSeq and is a predicted model, not a curated record.